This is a messenger RNA of Penicillium waksmanii, 1485 nucleotides long. RefSeq lists its product as uncharacterized. The record is from RefSeq and is a predicted model, not a curated record. Lineage: Eukaryota; Fungi; Ascomycota; Eurotiomycetes; Eurotiales; Aspergillaceae. Bases 1 to 1485 code for a protein of 494 amino acids. The transcript has 3 exons. Gene Ontology annotation, molecular function: oxidoreductase activity, acting on paired donors, with incorporation or reduction of molecular oxygen; monooxygenase activity; heme binding.
AUGGCUGUUCCAUUUGGAUUAUGGGAAGUUGCUGUCGUCGCCUUCUUCGGCGCCGUGCUUAUAUGGCCAAUCUUCAGCUACUUCCUCGACCCUAAGAAGCUGCGUCGCUUCCCAGCUCCUGGAAUCGCUGGGUUUUCGAAUAUCUGGAUGAUGUACCAUGCAUACAGUUUCCGACGACCAAUGGCUACCCAUGAGGCCCAUCAGAAACUUGGUAAAAUAGUGCGAGUCGGCCCGAAUCACGUCUCCUUCAUCGGUCAGCAAGCCGUGAAGGACAUCUACGGCCAUGGAACGCCAGCCCAGAAGGACAAAUUCUACAUCUCUUUUACGAGCACACAUGAAAGCAGCCUAGAUGUGACGAAUCGCCAAGCGCACAGCGAGAAGCGCAAACGUCUAGCCGCUGCAUUCUCGCUGAACCGAAUUGCAGAUAUGGAGCACUUGGUGGUAGACGAUGUCCAAAGGCUCCUUAAUCGCUUUGACAGAGCAGCUGCCACCAAAGGGCUGAUUAACGUGCGGUGGUAUAUCAAUAUGCUCCUAUUUGACCUCACCGGACAUCUGGUUUUCAGCACAUAUCUGGGAUGUGUGGAGCGCGGGGACGACAUGAUGGUCGCGCAGAAGUUGGAUGGCACCCUCUAUCAGACCAAACCGGCAAACGCACUUCGCAAUUCGUUGCGUAUCGGUUCCACCAUGGGAUGGAUCCCAUCACACUUUGGUUUGCUCAAGCGACUCACAUGGUGGCAUCCUGGUUGGAAAGGUGGCGCAGACUUUUCAUCUAUUGUGUUGCAUAUGGUCCGCACCCGGCUCGAGAUGGAGAAAGAGGACGGUGAACGGAACGACUUCUUCCAUUCCUUGGUCUGGAACAAGGAUCACGAGCCCUUGGGCCUGGAGAUCGGUGAGAUGGUUGCAGAAUGUGGCCUUUUGCUAAAUGCUGGCUCUGACACAACCACGAUUGUCCUCGUCGGCACCAUUUAUCUUCUGACCAAAUGGCCCCGCGUCGGUGAGAGGCUCCGAAAGGAGCUGGAUGAAGAAUUGGAUAGCCAGGAUGAAGUCGUCGCCUAUGAAAGUGUUAAGAAUCUGCCCUACCUGCGGGCUUGCAUUGAUGAGGCGAUGCGCAUGCGUCCGCCACUCCGCGGUGGUCUCCCCCGGGUCACGCCUCCGGGGGGGCAUGAUGGUGGAGGGAGAGUGGAUUGCGGGAAACACCACCGUCUCUACCUUUUUGAGGAUCCGUACACAUACAAGCCGGAGCGUUGGCUUGCGGAGGAUGCGGCCAACCUGCAGCAAGUGUUCCUUCCUUUCUCUGCCGGUGGACGAGGCUGCAGAACACUGAUGCGUCGCUAUGAAUUCGAGUGUGAAUCUCCGAGCUUUGAACUGGAAACAAAGGAUACGGUCAACGCACAUCCUGGCACCAUGAUGAUGCGAAUCCAUCGGCGAUUUCCCCCUGAAGAAGUUACUUCCAAGGUUAGAAAGGAUAUGUCUGGAUUACAGUGA